AUGGCCAAAAACCACACCAACGGAUGCACUGAGGUCGAACUCGAGGUGAAGGAGGAGGAGAUCGAACUCAAGGUGACGGAGGGAGGAGGUCGAACUCGAGUGACGGAGAAGGAGGUCGAACUCGAGGUGAGAGGAGGUCAAACUCGAGGUGACGGAGGAGGAGGUCGAACUCGAGGUGACGGAGGAGGUCGAACUCGAGGUGACGGAGGAGGUCGAAGUCCAGGUGACGGAGGAGGAGGUCAACUCAAGGUGACGGAGGAGAUCGAACUCGAGGUGACGGAGGAGGUCGAAGGUCCAGUUGACGGAGGAGGAGGUCAACUCAAGGUGACGGAGGAGAUCGAACUCGAGGUGACGGAGGAGGAGUCGAAACUCGAGGUGACGGAGGAGGAGGUCGAACUCGAGGUGACGGAGGAGGUCGAAGUCCAGGUGACGGAGGAGGAGGUCAACUCAAGGUGA
Messenger RNA from Penaeus vannamei (Pacific white shrimp), 456 nucleotides. The record is from RefSeq and is a predicted model, not a curated record. NCBI's taxonomy places the organism in Eukaryota, Metazoa, Arthropoda, Malacostraca, Decapoda, Penaeidae.